AUGAUAGACAAUAACUCAAACACAAAAGAGCUCUCGCAACUGCAAAUAGAAGAAAUCCGUGGUGCGUUUAACGCUUGUGACCAUGAUGGCAAUGGAACAGUUGAUGCCGGAGAACUUCGAAAUGUUAUGCAGGCUUGUGGUCAAAACCCAACAACAUCCGAACUACAAGACAUCAUUAAUGAUGUCGACAAUGACGGAAAUGGAUCAUUGGAGUUUUCUGAAUUUGUUAACUUGACAAGAGGAAUUUACGAGGAUCCAAAACAGUUUGAAGAAGAAAUCAGAGAAGCUUUUGGAAGAUAUGACAAAGAUGGCAAUGGUGUUAUUAGUCCAUCAGAAUUUAAACUCCUUUUAUCAUCAUUUGGAGAAAAGAUCUCUGAUGAAGAAAUGAAAGAGCUUUUAUCUAGGACAGAUUUAGACAGGGAAGGAAACAUUAGUUACCAAGCUUUUGCCAAGCUGCUCCUUGGAACGCAGAAAACAUAAUUUAGUGAAUUAUCGCGCUUUGGUUUACAUUCGUUAAAAUCAAAUUGCAGAAGAAAUAAAAUACAUUUAAAAAACUGAUUGCUUUCUUUUCAAAUUAUCCACCAUCUAUACCCAUAGGAUGAAACAAAGAUUUAAAACUUGUUAAUUUUUUCCCGUUUUCUACUGAUUUUAUCAAAUAAUAUGUCUUUUACGUUCAAUAAAAUCAAUUAUUCGUUAUUUUAAUGACGUUGUGAAGAUUUAGCAGGAGAAAAGAUGGCGUGUACCCUCUCAUUUCCAGCACCUCACUCAGAAAACUGCAGAGAUUACAACAGAAUGCAGUCAUCAAAAAUUCACCAGUUAAUGCAUUAUUCACUGGAAUGUCGCAGAUUGCCAUG
This is a messenger RNA of Saccostrea cuccullata (small rock oyster), 854 nucleotides long. RefSeq names its product calmodulin-A-like. NCBI's taxonomy places the organism in Eukaryota, Metazoa, Mollusca, Bivalvia, Ostreida, Ostreidae. Gene Ontology annotation, molecular function: calcium ion binding. The transcript is spliced from 5 exons. The record is from RefSeq and is a predicted model, not a curated record. The coding region runs from base 1 to 480 and encodes 159 amino acids.